AUGGCACUGCGUCCUUCCACUGCUCCUCUGCGUGUCCCGUUGCCGUCUCCUCCAGAGUCCUCUCUUCCUACUCUUGCUGACCCGGAGUCAGACUCUCUUCAUGCUGCCAGUCCUACUGUCACGCGUCUCCUGGCUACUGUUGUCACUAACCCUUCCUUUGAGUCCACUGCUACGUCUGCCUUAGUUGCUGAGCUUGUCAACUUUGCUGCUCGUUGUUGUCUAGACUACGCUGCUAGUCUUGUUGCUGAGUCUGAGUCUGUCUGUCCUUCGUCCGUCGGGGGUGAGUGUGCUCUUAGCAUUUACGUCCUUGAGGACAGGCAGGAGGAGUUCCAGUGUUUUGCUGCUGCUUUGCCUCAUCUCGUGUCCACGCUGAUUGCCCCUGAGGGAGACCCGGAUGCACCAGACAUCCCGACUCCUCGAUCGUACGCUGAGGCGAUCGAGGGUCCCUACUCCUCACAGUGGCACAUGCACGAGGAGAUCUGGCUGCGCCGCCCACCUGGCUUGACUGGGUCGUUCCCCCCUGGUACCCGGUGGAGCCUCCAGCGGCCAGUCUACGGUCUCCGCCAGGCGCCCCGUGAGUGGCAUGACACACUGAGGACUACACUUGCGGCUCUUGGGUUUGCUCCUUCUACAGCCGACCCGUCGCUGUUUCUGCGCACCGACACCUCUUUGCCGCCGUUCUACAUCCUCGUGUAUGUCGAUGACUUGGUCUUUGCCACUGCUGACACUGCUGGACUCGCCUACGUGAAGGCCGAGCUGCAGAAGAGACACACGUGCACAGACCUGGGUGAACUGCGCAGCUACCUUGGCUUGCAGAUCACCUGGGACAGAGCACAGCGCACCAUUACCCUGACUCAGUCACACAUGGUGCAGCUGGUCCUUCAGCGCUUCGACUUCACGUACUCCUCGCCUCAGGCCACUCCUUUGUCUACUCGCCACUCGCUCUCAGCUCUGCCUUCGGAUGAGUCCAUAGAGCCGAGUGGCCCAUACCCAGAGCUUGUUGGGUGCCUCAUGUACCUGAUGACUUGCACACGACCUGACCUAGCAUACCCUCUUAGCAUCUUGGCAUGCUAUGUGGCUCCUGGGAGACACCGACCAGAGCACAUGGCUACAGCAAAGAGGGUGUUGCGCUACUUGUGCAGUAUGUCGGGCAUGGGGCUAGUGCUUGGAGGGCGACGUCCAGGUGGUCCUCACAGCCGUGAGGCCAAGAUCUACGCAGGGGCCAUGGCUGCAUAG
Messenger RNA from Closterium sp. NIES-65, 1236 nucleotides. The record is from the annotation of a GenBank genome assembly. Lineage: Eukaryota; Viridiplantae; Streptophyta; Zygnematophyceae; Desmidiales; Closteriaceae.